Sphenostylis stenocarpa is the source of this 714-nucleotide messenger RNA. The record is from the annotation of a GenBank genome assembly. NCBI's taxonomy places the organism in Eukaryota, Viridiplantae, Streptophyta, Magnoliopsida, Fabales, Fabaceae.
AUGCCGAGUGCUCUGCAAUUCCAAGUUUCAAACUCACGCAUCAUAGUUCCACACUCGAAGCACACUUUCGGCAUCAACGUUCACUCACACCGUCGUCUCUCAUUCACAAAACUCUCGUCCCUUCCCCAACCUCUGUGCUCCUUCACCGCUCAACCCUCAUACCACACCUCCACCGUCGGCUCUUCAUCGCUCCAACACUGGAACCUCACCAGCCGCCACGUUACCGUUCUCAACGGCUUUGCCUGCGCGACGGCAGUAUGUGCAACGUUGCUGUUUUGCUCCGCGAUUCCGACGCUCCUGGCUUUCAAGAAAGCAGCGGAAUCGAUGGAGAAGCUGAUGGAUGCCACGAGGGAGGAACUUCCCAACACCAUGGUCGCAAUUCGAUUAUCCGGCAUGGAAAUCAGUGACUUAACCACUGAGCUCAGUGACAUAGGGCAAGAGAUUACUCAAGGUGUUAGAAGCUCCACUCGUGUAGUUCGCUUGGCAGAGGAGAGGCUUCGCCGCUUGACUACUAUGCCUUCUUCAGCUUCCUUGCAGGGAACGAUCAAGUCGAAAGCUGAGGGUAGUGAUGAGCCUGUGGUGGCCAGAACCGCAAGGGGCGUGAGGGAGGGUAUCGUCAAGGGUCGUGCUAUGCUGCAAAUGUUUUUCACGUUCACCCAAUUUUCAAUGUUUGCUCUCAACUUUAUCACUGGUCGUAGAAAAUUGUCAAGCUAG